AUGGGGCUACUGACUGGGGAGGCCCUAGUGCUUCUGGCAGUGGCUGUGGCCACCUUCUUUCUCCUCGUGGACCUGAUGCACCGGCGUGCACGCUGGGCUGCAAGCUACCCUCCAGGCCCUGUGCCGAUGCCUGGGCUGGGCAACCUGCUGCAGGUGGACUUCCAGAACGCGCCAUACAGCUUUGGCCAGCUGCGGCGCCGCUUCGGGGACGUGUUCAGCCUGCAGCUGGCCUGGAGGCCCGUGGUUGUGGUCAACGGGCCGGCGGCCGUGCGCGAGGCACUGGUGCUCCGCGGAGAGGACACGGCCGACCGCCCACCCGUGCCCAUCUAUGAGCACCUGGGCUUCGGGCCGCGGGCGCAAGGCGUGAUCCUGGCGCGCUAUGGGCACGCUUGGCGCGAGCAGCGGCGCUUUUCGUUAUCCACAUUGCGCAACUUCGGCCUGGGCAAGAAGUCGCUGGAGCAGUGGGUGACCGAGGAGGCCGCCUGCCUCUGCGCUGCCUUCGCUGCCCAGGCUGGACACCCCUUCAGCCCCAAAGCCCUGCUGAAAAAAGCCGUGACCAACGUGAUCGCCUUCCUCACCUAUGGGCGCCGCUUCGAGUAUGACGACCCGACCAUCCUCAAGCUCUUGCAGCAGAUGGAGAGCUCACUGAAGGAGGACUCGGGCUUCAUACGUGAGAUACUGAACGUGUUGCCGGUGCUCCUGCGCAUCCCGGGGCUGACCAGGAAGGUCUUCUCAGCACAGAAGAACUUCAUGGCCCUACUGGAUAAGCUGGCCACCGAACACCGGGAGACGCGGGAUCUGGCCCAGCCGCCCCGCGGCGUGGCCGACGCCUUCCUGGAUGAGGUGGAGAAGGCUAAGGGGAACCCCGAGAGCAGCUUCACUAACGAGAACAUGCGCAUGGUGGUGGCUGACCUGUUCUCUGCUGGGAUGGUGACCACCUCGACCACACUGGACUGGGCCCUCCUGCUCAUGCUCCUGCACCCGGACGUGCAACGUGGUCACCGUGGACUCCUGGGUUCUGGCUCAAUGGGGGGAACUCUUGUCUGUCCAGGCCGUGUCCAGCAGGAGAUCGACGAGGUGAUAGGGCAGGUUCGGCCACCUGAGAUGGAGGACCAGGCCCGCAUGCCUUUCACCACAGCCGUGGUCCAUGAGGUGCAGCGCUUUGGGGACGUAGUGCCACUGAACCUACCUCACAUGACCUCCCGUGACACUGAAGUGCAUGGCUUCCACAUCCCCAAGGGGACGACGCUCAUCCUCAACCUGUCAUCGGUGCUGAAGGAUGAGGCCGUCUGGGAGAAGCCCUUCCGCUUCCACCCGGAACACUUCCUGGACGCCCAGGGCCGCUUCGUGAAGCCUGAGGCCUUCAUGCCUUUCUCAGCAGGCCGCCGCUCAUGCCUCGGGGAGCCCCUGGCGCGCAUGGAGCUCUUCCUCUUCUUCACCUGCCUCCUGCAGCGCUUCAGCUUCUCGGUGCCCCCUGGACAGCCCCGCCCCAGCGACCAUGGCGUCUAUGCCUUCCUGGUGACCCCGUUCCCCUACCAGCUCUGUGCUGUGCCCCGCUAA
Trichechus manatus latirostris (Florida manatee) is the source of this 1560-nucleotide messenger RNA. Its product is annotated as cytochrome P450 2D17-like. The coding region runs from base 1 to 1560 and encodes 519 amino acids. NCBI's taxonomy places the organism in Eukaryota, Metazoa, Chordata, Mammalia, Sirenia, Trichechidae. Gene Ontology annotation, biological process: xenobiotic metabolic process; arachidonate metabolic process. The transcript has 9 exons. The record is from RefSeq and is a predicted model, not a curated record. Gene Ontology annotation, molecular function: oxidoreductase activity, acting on paired donors, with incorporation or reduction of molecular oxygen, reduced flavin or flavoprotein as one donor, and incorporation of one atom of oxygen; iron ion binding; heme binding. Gene Ontology annotation, cellular component: intracellular membrane-bounded organelle; cytoplasm.